UCACUGGACAACUCCGCGGAAGUGGGAGCAGUCUCUUGGUCAUCCCUGUACUGUCUGCAGUCGCUGGUCAUCCCCAGGACUGUCUGCAGUUUCUGGUCAUCGCCUGUACUGUCUGCAGUCUCUGGUCAUCCCCUGUACUGUCUGCAGUCUCUGGUCAUCCCCUGCACUGUCCACAGUCUCUGGUCAUCCCCCUGCACUGUCCGCAGUCUCUGGUCAUCCCCUGCACUGUCUGCAGUCUCUGGUCAUCCCCUGCACUGUCUGCAGUCUCUGGUCAUCCCCUGCACUGUCUGCAGUAUCUGGUCA
Staurois parvus is the source of this 303-nucleotide messenger RNA. NCBI's taxonomy places the organism in Eukaryota, Metazoa, Chordata, Amphibia, Anura, Ranidae. The record is from the annotation of a GenBank genome assembly.